CCUUUCCGCUCCGCAUGGUGGCCUCCACGUCCGCGUGCUCGCUGCCUCGCUCCACGUAGAGGAUAAUUCACGGCUGAGAGCCGCUCGCGACGUGGGCAACGUCGCGGCCACCGCGCUCAGCUCGUCAUGGGUUGGCUUGCGUGGAGCACGGCCUAUAAAUUGUGCCCACUCACUCGGAACAAUACAUCAGUAAACAGGAUUUCCAGUAAAACACUCGGCGACACAGCAACCAGCAGCACUGUACUAGUAAUCAUCUUUGCCUGUUGCAGCAACUGUACCUUCCUUCUAUCCUUUCGUGCACCUUCCGGCUGAUUAAUGGCGACCAUGAUGGCCAUGAGCUCCUUCGCCGGUGCUGCCGUCCUGCCGCGCGGCUCGGCUGGCCGCUUCGGCGCCAGGUCUCUGCCAGCACUAGGCCGACGCGCCCUCGUCAUCAGGGCACAGACCGAGGGCCCGAGCGCACCACCGCCAAACAAACCCAAGGCGAGCACCUCGAUCUGGGACGCGCUCGCGUUCGCCGGCCCCGCUCCUGAGCGCAUCAACGGGCGUCUGGCCAUGGUGGGCUUCGUGACUGCACUCGCCGUGGAGGCAGGCCGCGGCGACGGGCUCCUCUCGCAGCUCGGCAGCGGCACCGGACAGGCGUGGUUCGCCUACUCCGUGGCGGUGCUGUCCGUGGCGUCUCUGGUGCCGCUGCUCCAGGGCGAGAGCGCCGAGGGCAGAGCCGGCACCAUCAUGAAUGCAAACGCAGAGCUCUGGAACGGCCGCUUCGCCAUGCUCGGCCUCGUCGCGCUCGCCGCCACCGAGAUCAUCACCGGCGCUCCCUUCAUCAACGUCUAAAACUAGCUUUGUUGCCGAUCGAAUAACACAGCCUGUAGCUGGUAGGACAUGUAAAUGAUGAGAACUGAUCAUCUUUCAUAUUCUUUGUAGUGCUUAUACUAAUUAAAGACAGUUUAUACUAUCGGAGCUGCUUCGUUCCUCGUUCGAAACUUUUUGUA
This is a messenger RNA of Aegilops tauschii subsp. strangulata, 992 nucleotides long. Its product is annotated as low molecular mass early light-inducible protein HV90, chloroplastic. The record is from RefSeq and is a predicted model, not a curated record. Lineage: Eukaryota; Viridiplantae; Streptophyta; Magnoliopsida; Poales; Poaceae.